UAAUCAAGAGUGAUAGAGCUACAACUGCUCUUUCCACAAUGGCACUUCCCCUGUCUGAGGUUACUGUUCAGAUUGAUACUAUUGAAGUGGUUGGCCCAGCAACCAUUGGUUUCCUGGCCCGGCCAGAAACAUCAACUCCAAUUCUUAACGCACAUGUCGGUAGAAUCAUCGGAAAUGCCCAGUCUUUAGUCAGGGUUGAUGAACAUAUAACACUGUUCUGGGGAACGAGGGUCGGUUACGUUAACUUGCUCAGAAUCAACACAAAUGUCUAUGUGAAACACAAUGGGAAACUUGAUCUUCCAAAAACUGUUAUCAUUGACAAAGGCUGGUCUGUAGACGUUUGCGGAACAAUCACUUCCAAUGUGAAUGAGAUGAUAGUCAGAGAGAAGGGUGCACUUAAAAUGUCACAUCCAGCCUCAGACUUACAGAUUAACACCCUUGUGAUCGACUAUGAAGGUAGAUUAGAGGAAACUAAGUAUUGCGGUUCGCUCAAUGAAAAAGUCACACUUCAAUUAACUCAUUUUAAUAGAACACCAGACUUCAAUCUUGAUACAGACAAAUUUGUACUGAGUGCAUCUUUUGUAGGCAAUGUUUCUAUGAUCGGAGUAAUGGGAAAUGAAACUGAAUGUCCAUUAAAUGGGUCAAUAUACCUGGAGAGGGGUCAGUAUUGCACUCUGCCACCAGGGGAACAUACCUACACUUCCAUUACAAUCAGUCCAGGAGCAAAACUUAAACUUGAUGGACGGGACUCAAAAGAAUCACCUACUACUAUUAAAGCAGAUAAUGUAUUUAUCAGUUUUGAUGGUGUAAUAACAGGGGUUGGUAAGGGUUACCAAGCAAAUGGUCCAGGUUCUCCAUUGAUGGCAGGUCAAGGUGCAACUCAUGCUGGAAAAGGUGUUGGAAAUACCAAAAAUACCUAUGGUAAUAUGAAGUCACCUACAGAAUACGGAAGUAAUGGUCAUGGAGCAACACUGUCAUCGGGACGUGGUGGGGGACAGGUUAAGAUAGUGGCGACAGAUACUUUACAUGUUGAAGGUAGAAUAGAUAUGAGUGCAGACUCUGGAGAAGGUGGUAGUGGAGGCUCCAUCUUCGUUGAGGCAAGGAAGAUAAUUGGUGAUGGUUACAUGAUUGUUAACGGUGGUCAGGGUGGUGGUGGAGGAAGAAUCGCUGCAGUUGCUACCCAUACUUACUCUUUUACUGGCACUCUGUCAGCUGAGGGUCAAACAAACUCAGGAAAAAAGGGAUCUUCUGGAACGAUAUAUCUUAAAUACCCAGGAGUAGAACAAGUCAUUAUAGAUGGAACUGGUACAGAAACUACCCCAGUUACAUCUGACAUGGACACUCUGGUCAUUGGGAAUGCCUCGGUGUCUAUUGCAGCCGAUGUUACAAUACGGAAACUUGUUACCAAGUCAGCUUACACAGUCUGUAAAUUGACAGUAGUACGUGGAACAAAUCUGUUUACCUCAACCAUAGGAAAUGCACACAGUGGGUUUAGUUGUCAGCUAGAAAUUGAAGAAGGAGGCCAUGUUACAGUUCAAGGACCUUUGUUUGUUUCUGGUGACCACUCAGUUCUCAUGUUGUCUGGAACAAUUAACUCAACCAGCCUGACUAUUGACAACCAUGGAAAGUUCACUGUGACAUCAUCUGGCAAAUUAUUGACAUCAUCCAUAAAAUUACAUGCUUGGACUGUUUCUUCAGUGGCUAUUAAUGCAGCAAUUGGCAGUGAUGAAAACAAGAUAUCCAUUGAAAAUAUUGAAAUAGGCUUUGCAGCUAAUCUUAUUUUUGCACACAGCGAACUAGAUAUUCAAUCAAAUUCAAUUAAAAUGAAUGCCACAUCUAAAUUGAUAAUAAAUGGUGCCAAAAAGAAUGUAAGCAUUUCUGCAACAAAUUUUGACCUUCAAGAUGGAGCUGUUAUCGAUGUCAGUGAGGGAGGUGAAGGCAGCCCAGCACCUGGGUCCUCUCCUGACACUAGAGGUGCCGGCUAUGGUGGGGAAGGAGGAUCAAACCAAGACUCUACAUAUGGUUCAUCUGUUGAUCCUACUGAGUUUGGAAGUGGAACACCAAAUGCCAAGGGUGGUGGAAUAAUUACAUUAAAUGUUAAAAACACAGCAGAAGUGAAUGGUGCCCUGCUUGCAAAUGGAGCAAUGUCUUCAUCUACAGGUGGUGCUAGUGGGGGAACCAUCCUUAUAAAAGCUGGUACCCUGCAAGGUCAUGGUAAACUGUCAGUAAAUGGGGGAAAAAGCUCUUCAGGAAGUGGUGGAGGAGGUGGGAGACUUGCUCUCAUUGCUACAUCAAUGUCAAAGUUCCUUGGAAAUAUUGCUGCAUUCGGUGGCAGUGGCCCAAAAUCAAAUGGAGCAGCUGGAACUAUAUAUCAGCAUUAUAAAACAUCAGGUAAUUCAGAGGUAGAGAAAGUCAUUAUUGACAACAAUGGCAUAGUAAGUGAUUCCAUGACUUAUAUAAGUGAUAUCAAUGACCUGACCGAGCUUAAUAUUAAAGGAUUUGGACAGGUGAAGUUUAGUGAGACGUAUCCAAUAAAAAUUGGAACAAUCAUUGGUGACCAUACUGGGACUAUGACAAUCUUUGCAAACCAAGCCAUUGACAUUGCUUCAUCAUAUGGAACAUUGACACCAUAUGCUUUGAUGUGCAAGCUAAUUAUCAAAGAGGGUGGGCAAGCUAAAAUUCCCCCUAAAAUUCUGUUAACUGACGAUGACACUACUGGUAGAGACUGGUAUAACCUUGAGCUAUAUGGAACUGUUUUGGCUGUUAGAGAACUUACUGUUUCCACUGGAGGGAGAGCCUUGAUUCAUUCAAAGAGCAGGUCCGGACUGUCCUCAACUGAUUUAAAACCAAUUGGAACAUUAUCUUUGAACAAAAUUGAUGUAACAACAGAUGGUCUGUUGGAGUUAAGUUUAGACAGCAUGGAAAAAUACACUGUACAAAUGAUCAAAGAAUUAAAUGUGAAAUACGGUGGAAAGGUCAUAGGUCAAAAUCUUGAUAUUAAAACACCUAUACUUGAAGUGGCAUAUGGUGGUGAGUUAAGUGUCAAUGGUGGGAACAGUGACAAAGGAACAGGAGCAGGUAAUUCUGGUACAUCUGGAUCUGGUGGCAGCCAUGGGGGUGCUGGUGGAAUAUCAGCUUCUGCAGUCAAACCAUCCUCAAAUUACACUGGUGUGAUUGUCAGUGCUACAGAGUUUGGUUCUGCUGGUGGAGAUGGAAGCACAGAAUCAGGUGGACGAGGAGGUGGCUAUAUUGAAUUGACAGUGGCUGAUUUACUGAAUAUACAUGGAACUUUGAGUGCAGAUGGAGAUAAUACCAUAAACAAUGGUGGUGGUGGCAGUGGAGGUGGAAUCAAGAUAUAUGUAAAAGGUGAUAUGGAAGGGUCUGGAAUAAUUUCUGUUAGGGGAGGAAGCUCUAAGACAGGGGGAGGAGGAGGUGGGGGCAGGAUUCAUAUUAAUGUAGAUGGAAGUUUUGAUUACCUUGGAGAUUACAGACUAUGUGGUGGAACAUCAACAUCUGGACAGGCUGGUGGCUCUGGAACAUCCUUUGUAGUAUUCAGAAAAUCUGGGAUACCUGGAUAUGUCAAAUACCUUUAUUUAGAUAAUUCUUGCUCUUCUGGUGCCACAAUGGGUGUAACAUUUAUUGAUUUACCAGGACAAUCUCUACACACACUAGAUAGCUUGCAUAUUGCUGACAAUACUGAAUUGAGGUUCACAACACCUUCUCUACAUUUCAUCGCAAGGACACUGGAAUGUGGGACAGGAAGUAAAAUUGUUGUAGACAAUCAUGUUGUGUUUAGUGCCAAUGUGUAUCAAACUUAUAGUGCUAUAGCAUGUAGCUUUGAUCUGAAACAAGAUGGAGAAUUGAGGUUACCAAAUACAGUAGAAUUGAAAGGAAAAUCAAGUACUUUGGAAGGUAUCCUGUCAAAUAUUCAGUCUUUGAUAAUCUCAGCCAAUCAACAACUGACCUUGUCACCUUAUGCAAGAACAGGUUUAUGCUGUUAUGAAAAUGGCACACAUAGAUCUCUAACUAAAAAGGGAGAAUACAGCUUCUUCAAAUUUAUUCUGAAAAAUUAUGCUCAAGUAACAUUUGAAAAAGAUCCAUCUACACUAAAGGCGAUAAAGUUUGCUGUACUAGAGUUGCAUUAUGGGUCGACCUUAAUUGGUAAAAGUCUGGAUAUAACGUCAAAUGAGAUCAUAUUACAUCCUGGAGCAAAGAUGAAGUUACAAGGAGGUGGAUACACAUCUCAGCUUGGACCUGGAGCAGGAAAAAUGGUGGACAACAUUGGUACUGGAGCCGGACAUGGUGCGCCUGGAGGAACUAGGACAACGAGUAUUAAAGGUGGGGCAUCUUAUGACAAUACCAGACUCCCUAUAGAGACUGGCAGUGGUGGUGGUAACUCAGUUAGUGGAACUGGUGGUACAGGCGGUGGAUAUCUGAAAUUGUCCCUCUUCAAACUGCUCAAAGUUGAUGGCACAAUACAAGUAGAUGGGGAAGCUGGAACAGGAUCUAACAGUGGUGGUGGAAGUGGCGGUACUAUAGAUAUAACAACACCUCUACUGAAUGGUGAUGGUGAAAUCAGAUGUAAUGGUGGGAAAGGUCAAGGUUAUGGUGGAGGUGGAGCCGGUGGUAGAAUGGUGAUAAGGGUCAAAGAAGAAAACAAUUUUAUCGGCACAAUGAAAGCAUAUGGUGGUGGCAAUGAUAAUAACAUAGAGACUGUAAAAGCUGGUCCAGGAACUAUAUAUCUGCUGGAAGGACAAGCUCCCAGACUAAACCACUCACUGAAAAUACAGGGAGAUGUUGACAGCUCUGUUCAAAAUCAAACAUUCACAUACAUCAAUGGAACAACAGCAGAAUUCCAUUAUAACUUGCUCACUCUAACAGGCUAUGCAAACAUGGUAUUUGGAUCUCCUGACACUGUCCUUAAACUAGAUGACAUGUUAGGUGACUCUACUGGAACCAUACACGUAACAGAUAAACAGGUUGUUCUGGCUGCUGUGGUUGAAGGAAUUCCAGGAACUUUCACAACAAACAUCAACUUUAUAGUGGGAGAACACGCCGUUCUACAUGUACCUCAGACAUUAAUUGUAGCUGGUGUUACCCUUGAUAUAAAAGGAACAAGUACCAUAAGUAAUAUUGUUAUUGAAAGAGGAGGAACAUUCAAAGGCUAUGUAACAACAUUUACUUCCAAUUUUGUAAAUGGUCAGUAUAACCCAACAAGUUCUCCAGGAAGUUAUGAACUAAAUUCAAUGAAGUUAAAAGCUGGAGCCAACUUCAUCUUACCGGCAGGUGGAUUUAAGAUGGUGAUAGGAACUCUAGAGUUGAAAAGAUAUGUGAUUCUGGAAGCCGACUUUGUAAAUCUGAUUGCUGCUACAAUAAUCCUUGAAAGAGGAGCAGCUUUAAGCACCAAUGGGAAAGCGGCAAGAGAUAGUCCUCUAAUACCUAGAGGAGCUCAUGGCACAGGAAAGAAUGGUGGAGGCCAUGCCUCUGCUGGUGGGGUAGCUAAUGGUGUCUCUAUUGACGCAGCAUCUGAGCCUUACGGGACAAUCUAUAAACCAUUGACUCCAGGAGCUUCAGGUGGUCAAGGUGGGGCUGGAGGUGGCUAUAUCAAAAUUUUAACAGAUGAGCUAAUACUUGGAGGAAUUUUAAGAUCCUCUGGUUUAAAUUCAGGAAGCGGGGGUGGUGGGGCUGGUGGAAGUAUUUAUGUCCAAUGUAGUGUUGCUCUGAAAGGUCUUGGUAUAAUGGAGUCCAAAGGUGGUUCAGUGACGUCAUCCAGUGCAGGGGCAGGAAGUGGUGGUCAUAUAUCAGUGGAUAUGAAAUCUGAUGAAUACCAGGGUAAAUUUAGUGCUUCUGGUGGAACUUCACCUGCAGCUCAUGGUAAUGGAGGUCCAGGCUCCAUUUAUCUCUUAUCAGGCAACUAUGGAGAAAGACUUAUUUUGGAUAAUGAAAAUGGACAGACUGACUAUUACACUACAUUAAAUGAAACUACUUUGGAUCUCAAUUUUGAUCUUGUAGAUAUUUAUAACAAUGCCAAACUUCAGUUAAAUAAAGAUGGAAAAACAAGGAAAUUGAAUGUCAUGAAAGUAAAUGGAGAUGGGACAGGUUUGAUAAGAAUUCAAGCUGAUCAAACAGGAACUCUUGAAAGGUCAAUAACUGAUACAAAAGCUAACUCUAAAUUGAGGAUCAACUUGGAACUUCAUAAUGGAGGAGAAUUCAUCAUGUCUGAAACAGUCACUAUCCUUGGUCUAGGUAAAGUUGCCCUGGACUUGAAUGGUAUUCUCAGAGGUGCCUCUAAUCUUUAUCUUGGCCCGGGAAGAAAAAUGAAAAUUGGAUCUAAAGCUAAGAUAGUGACCUUUACAGCAACUGAUCUGUCAACUAUUGAUUAUGUUAACUUUGGAACACUUCAGCUAGAGCCUGACAGUUUUGUUGAAUAUGAAUCUAACACUGGAGCUAAAAUGAGAGCAAGUAAUAUUAAUCUGAAAUUCUCUGCCAGAAUAUAUGCUGACUACUUUAACAUAACUGCAUCUAACUUGGAUCUUGAACUUGAGAGCAGUCUUAGCUGUUCAAGCCCAAACAGGCCAAAUUCCAACACCAUGGAUGUUACCACAGGGUCUGGAAAGCCAAACAAUGGUUACAAUGGAGGGGCAAGUCAUGCAGCAGUCUCUGGUGGUGAAAAAACUGUCUAUGGAACAUCAUACAACUCAUUGUAUAGACCAACAAGUGCUGGUAGCAGGGGGACUUAUAAUGUUAUAACUAAAGAAAAAACUGGAGGUAUGGGAGGGGGUUGGAUACAUACAAAGAUCGGAAACCUAUUGAUAAAUGAUGGUACCAUUUCAGCAGAUGGUGCAAAGGCUACAUCAAAUGGUGGAGGAGGUAGUGGGGGAAGUGUUCUUAUUGAAGUUUAUGAGUUUGAAGGAUAUGGAAAGAUUUCUGUCAUAGGUGGAGCAGGCUGGAGUAGCAAUGGUGCUGGAUCAGGAGGAAGGGUAGCAGUUAAUUGUACUCUUGUAAUUGAAUUUGAGGGAAACUACAUAAUGUAUGGAGGGAUUGGGGCAAAUGAUUUACAGAGUGCAGGAGGUGGCACAGUCUAUCUAGAGGAUAUUAGGUCAUCCAGAGCAUACAAGCGUCUUCUACUUGACAACCAUGGUAGACCUUGGGACAAAUAUGCAACUAUAGAUGAAAGUUUUACCUACCAUUACUUUGAUGAAAUGCAUCUUGUGAAUAAAGCUACAGUCCACAUGGUGGAAGAUAACAGGAAAUCUUUACUGGAAGUUGACAAGGUGUUUGGAGAUGGUACAGGUUUAAUUCAAGUGCAUAAAAACCAGGUCUUGAAGGCGGAAUACAGACCUUUGAUAAGAAAUGCAUUCCUUACUGCAGUAAACUUCAUUAUUGAUUAUGAAUCAGAAGUAUUUUUCCCAUCUAUAAUGUAUGUUUAUGGUGAAGGAGUCUUGAUGACUGGCCAGACUGAGUCUAGGUCUUUAGCUAUGUUUGGGAGACUGACUGGAAUAGCAGACAUGAUUCUUGGGUUUGAAACCUUGCUUUAUUUUGGAGAUCAUGCUCACACAGCAGGUAUUGAUGCAGAUACUCAGACCUAUUCAAACAUUCAGCCAGAAGGAACUGUUAUAUUCGGAACGCUUGAUUUGAGAAGUUACUCUGAGAUAAAGUAUUCCCCAGAUAAGACUGUGUUACAAAAGAUUGCUAAAAUUGAUGCAAGAUACCAGUCUAAAAUCUCAGCAGAGAGCAUUACAAUAGAAUGUGGUAUACUGAACAUAGAAGCUGGGGCUACAUUGACGUCAUCGGCUAUAUAUAGACCACAGGAUACAUUAGAUGAACAGUUGGGCAAGGGAGGAGAUUCAACUGGAGGAAAUGGUGCUACAGGUGGAGGCUAUGCUUCAAUGGGUGGAGGGUUGUACAGCAGUGAUCUGUCAGUGAUAACUGGAGGAGGAAACUAUUACGGCAGUCUGUACCUACCUAAACACAGAGGUAGUAAAGGUGGAUCUGGAGUAAACAGUCCCAGUGGCACUGGUGGAGGUGUCAUUAAACUUAAGGUGGCUACAGACCUUCUUGUAGAUGGUACAAUAUCAGUGGAUGGCUCACAUGGCAGUAUAAGUGGUAAAUCUGGUGGUGGUAGUGGUGGAACUAUUUUCAUUGAGUCGAUCAACCUUGAAGGUCAUGGUGUCAUACAAUCACAGGGUGGGGAUGGUUACAGUGGAGGAGCAGGGGGUAGAAUUGCAGUGUAUCUUGAUACACAGGUGUAUUACCAUGGAAAAUAUCAGUCUCUUGGUGGGGAUGGUAAUGGACAAUAUCUCUCACAAGGUGGACCUGGUUCUGUCUACAUACAGGAUACAAGAUAUUCUCGAAAAUAUGAACAACUUCAUAUAGACAAUAAAGGAAGGUCAUGGGAUCAUCAGUACAUACUUGAUGAAAUAGAUAAUGGCGCCUCCAAGGAUAAUUACUACUUUGACGAGAUUUAUAUAACCCGGAACGCGUCAGUUCAACUAAAAUCUGGAGACAAUUUACUGAGAAACCUAACAUGUAACAAGAUUUUCGGUGAUGCUUCAGGAAGAGUUUAUUUAAGGGCCAACCAGACAGCUUUCUUAGAAGAGUACCAGACACUGACUAAACUACCAAUUAACUUAUGGAUAGACCAAGGUGCUCGAGCGUACCUCUCACCUCUCAUCUAUAUCCUCGGCCUCGGGGAAAUAGCUCUUAAAUGGAAUGGAGAAAUGGUCAGUGUGCGUCACAUUAGGAUCAUCCCUGGACGGGUCAUUAAUAUCGAAAGACAAGCUAUGACGAGUCUAAUUGAGGAUGGUAAAUUAAUAGUUGGUAUACCAGGAGCAUUCCAAUUUGCAUCUAUGGAAUUAGGUGCCACUGCUCUGAUGGAAUUGCCUCCACCCAUGCCACUGUUGUUGACAGUUGGCAUAUUGGAUAUCAAAUACGACUCGCGAUUUAAGGCAGAUUCCUUCCAAGUUCUAGCCACAGAUUUCUACCUGGAACCUCUUGCUCAGUUUGUGUGUAUAGGGACUUCACGUGAAUCUCAAACUGGAGACUCACCAAACAUUGGUGCUGGCGCUGGACAUGCCACUGUUGGUGGUGGAUUUGGUGGUGAUCCUACAGUUGGUGGAGUUGCAUAUGGAUCUAUAUAUAAACCAAGUCAGACUGGCAGUGUGGGGGGCGGAGCUAAUGGUGGGCGUGGAGGAGGCAGAGUAAAAAUUCGGGUACCAGCUGAAUUCUUAUUGGAUGGUAAAAUUCUAGUAGAUGGAGCAAAUGGUGGAACAAGCAGUGGAGGGGGAAGUGGGGCUCAAUCUUCAUUGAAUAAGGUGUAA
Molecule: messenger RNA, 9320 nt
Organism: Ruditapes philippinarum (Manila clam)
Lineage: Eukaryota; Metazoa; Mollusca; Bivalvia; Venerida; Veneridae
Exons: 15
Coding region: 39-9320 (3093 amino acids)
Source: RefSeq, a predicted model, not a curated record